UUACAUUAUACAGAUAUCAUGUCAAAAGUCACUGUAAUUUAAGUGUUUGGGUGUAGCUUUGUGUUGAAUUGCCUCACCCAUCAUCAUCAUCAUCACUAGUGUGAGAUCAUCCAGACAAACAAGAAAUCCCUUCAUUUCCCAUAUCACGGAGGAAUGCUUGACAUUAAAACGGUUCAGGGAAUCCUAUCUGGUCAGGGAGGGUUUCCGUUUUUCCAGGCCCUGCAGGAAUAGCACAUUUGUGUGCAUAAAGCAGGAAAAAUGAGUACAGGGAAGCCGAGUGGUCUCAAACCACCCACUAAGAUUGGUAAACCGGCUGCGGCGCCAACCAAAACCUCGCCCACCUCAGCUGGUGCCAAGGCUGUAACAUCUCCGACCUCCAAUACCGGCCAAGAUGCGCCGUCAGAUUUCGCUGUUGGCGAACGUGUUUGGGUCAACGGAAAUAAACCGGGUUAUGUGCAGUUCAUCGGAGGGACCCAGUUUGCACCAGGCCAGUGGGCAGGAAUAGUUCUCGACGAGCCCAUCGGGAAGAACGAUGGCUCUGUGACUGGAGUGCGCUACUUCCAGUGCGAGGACUUGCGAGGCAUAUUUACUCGGCCCUCCAAACUGUCUCGUACUCCCGUGGCAGAGCGUGAGGCCAAUGGCACGCAGACUCCCACCAACAAGACGUCCGCCUCCCCUGCCAAAGAUCCCGCUCCUGUCACUCAGACCACAAGUGCAACCACCAAGACCUCAACAAACCUAACCAGGGCCGCCAGCGAGUCUGCAUCCAAUCUGUCUGAGACGGAUUCGGCCAAGAAGUUGCAGCGGGAACUGAAGUUGGGUGAUCGUGUACUGGUUGGAGGAACCAAGGCAGGUGUUGUGCGUUUCCUAGGCGAAACUGACUUCGCGAAAGGUGAUUGGUGUGGCGUCGAGCUGGACGAGCCUCUUGGCAAGAAUGAUGGGGCAGUGGCUGGUGCAAGGUAUUUUCAGUGCCUCCCAAAGUAUGGACUAUUCGCUCCUACACACAAAGUCACACGCAUCGGAUUCCCGUCCACCACUCCUGCCAAAUCCAAAACCUCCAGGCGCAGGUCGACCCUAAAGAACAGCCCCAGCGCAUCCUCCGUCAGCUCCCUCAGCUCUGUCACCUCCUCAGUAGGAGGCAAACCCAGCCGAGCAGGCCUGCUCACAGAGACGUCUGCACGGUACGCACGGAAGAUCUCAGGCACCACAGCCCUGCAGGAGGCCCUGAAGGAGAAGCAGCAGCACAUCGAGCAGCUCCUGGCUGAACGGGACCUGGAGAGGACGGAAGUGGCUCGAGCCACAAGCCAUGCCGGGGAGGUGCAGCAAGAGCUGGCGCUGCUCAGACAGGGUCAGGAACAGUACUCCCUCGAGAUGGAAACCAAGUUGGACCAGUUGCGGAGACUUGUGGAGACUGCAGACAGAGAUAAAGUAGAGUUGAUGAAUCAACUGGAAGAGGAAAAAAGAAAAGUGGAGGACCUGCAGUUUCGUGUAGAGGAAGCUUGCAUUACCAAAGGUGACCUAGAGACGCAGACCAAACUGGAGCAUGCCCACAUAAAGGAGCUCGAACAGAGUCUUCUCUUUGAAAAGACCAAAGCAGAUAAACUCCAGAGGGAGUUAGAGGAUACUAGGGUCGCCACAGUGUCCGAGCGCUCCAGGAUCAUGGAGCUGGAAAAGGAGGUGUCCGACCUGCAGCUUCAGCUGAGAACUCUCCGGGCCGAGACCGCCGGAUCAGCCUCUCCUCCAUUACAAGACAAAAAGAUCAAGGAGUUGAACUUUGAGUUAGAGAACAGACAGAAGGAGGUGCUUCUAUUCCAGCAGAAACUCGCCUCCUCUGAACAGGAGAAAACAUCCCUCCAGCAGCAGCUGCAAGAUCUGACAAAGAAGCUUGACACAGCAGCAGAGGACAAUAAUAAAGCAACACAAGCAAUGCAAGAAUUGGAAAGGAACAUGAAAACGGAGAAAGAGAAGCUGGAUCAGAUGUCCAGGGAGAAGGAGGACCUGCAGAGGGAUGUAGCCACCUGGAAGCAGCAGGAACAGGUGAAGGGCGAAGAGAGAGAGCUUCAGAUGAAGGAGCUGAAGGAGAAGUUGGGCCAAACAGAAGGAGAGUUGAGCAGAAUCACAGAGAGGAGCGUUGAGCUGGAACGGCAGGUGGCGGAACUGAAAGCCUGCAAAAACCAAACCAAGUCUGAUGAAAAGCUGGAGCAGAUGAUGCACGAGAAUAAGGAGCUGCAGGUGGAGCUUGAGGCCCUGAAGCAGCAGAACUCUCAGUAUCAGGAGCAGUUGAGUUCAGAAACGCAGCGCAUCGGGAGCCUCCGCAAAGAAAUUGAGGAGCUAAAACUGUCAGCCAAUCAGAAGUCUCAGAGGCAGGUGUCGCUCCAGGACGAGAAAGGGAUGUUGGCUCAGGAGUUGGACGUCUACUCGCAGCAGAAGCUUGAUGACGAAGCUCUGACUAGCCAGCUGGAGAUUACAGAGAGGGAGAAUUCCAAUGCAUUGAUGUCCGAUAAAGACAAAGAGCUAGAGACACUACGAAAUGAGAUUGCAGUGCUGCGUGGGGAAAAUGCCAUGGCCAAGACGCUCCAGUCGGCUGUGACGUCUCUGGAGAGGGACAAAGCCCAGCUGCAGAGCCGAGUGAACAGCUUGGAGCAAAAGCUGGAGGGCCGGCAUGCAGGGAACGGAGAGGAAGUCACCUCAGCGGGGGAUGCUGCUUUGGACCAACUGAGAGAAGAGAAAGAGUUUGCUGAGGGACAGAUCAACUUCCUGAACUCGGUGAUUGUGGACCUCCAGAGGAAGAAUGAAGAACUAAAGGUGAAGCUGAAGAAAAUGGCGUUGACCGAGUUCAACGGAAAUGAUGACAAUGACGGUCUCGGUGAGGUCAAAAAGAAGAAGAAAGCCCCACCGCGAGUUUUCUGCGACAUCUGCGACUGCUUCGACCUGCACGACACGGAGGACUGUCCCACGCAAACACAAUCCCCAGACUCGCCUCCGCACACCACCUACCACGGCACCCGCAGCGGCGAACGACCGUACUGCGACAUCUGCGAGGCGUUCGGUCACUGGACAGAUUCUUGCAACGAUGACCAAACCUUCUGAACUCCCCCUCAACCCCUCCGCCUGUGAGCAGGCUAUGCACAGAUCGCUUUCAACCAGAUUAUUCGCUAUUUUUCUACACAGCGUAUAUACAUUUGAACCUCUUGUACAUUCCCUUGAACGUAUCCGCCCGUAUGAAGGCUAAGGUAUGCUGCAUUGAUGGAAUUCGACUUAUGAAGAUGAGAAAUAUUUCAAUGUGUUAUUAUUAAUACCGUUUUAUGUGUUUCGUAAGUUUUUCAUUGUCCUGUGUGGAUUAAUCUAUUGACGAAUUACCAGCAAGAAAAUUUGGAACGGUUUAGCGAAACUUUGCCGUGUAUUUAAAGCUGCUGUGUGAAAUUUAUACACCACUAGAGGCACAAAAUCGCAAAAAUAAUGACUGUUUACAAACAGGUUUCAAAAACACACCCCUUCUUUCAGUGUAUCUCUGCUCCAAACUCGCACCAUUGGUUGAGUCAGAAGUUGACAUUUCGGACCACUCAAACAAACAAAGCGAUGUUUUGAAAGAGCCUUCGGAAUGGUAUACUAGCACACUGCAUACUGCAAACAAGAGUUGUCAAAAGUACCGAGUCGGUACUGAAAUUUUAAAAAUGUAAUGCUUUGAGUGCUGUUGAGCAGAUUCGUAAACACCUCUGAUUGGCCAUUGUGUUCACGCACACAUCAGAUAUGUCUGUUGUUGGCUACAAUGAUCAACACUACAAAAACAUGUCGUAAAUAGACAUCAACGACGCUCUUCACGGAGAACUCACACAGAUAAACACGGGAGCACACGCUUUCAAAUUCAAACACUUUGCAUGCUUUCAAAUGCUCCCGUACGUUGAUCAUUGUAGCCAAUAACAGACAUAUAUGUUGAGCGUGUGAACACAAUGGCCAAUCAGAGGUUUACGAAUCCACUCAACAGCACUCAAAGCAUCAUGUUUUUAAAAUUUCAGUUUCAAGUGAGUACUUUUGACAACACUACUAAAAACUGCUCAGUACUAUACUCUGAAUACUGCCCACUAUUUUAUGUAUGAGAAACUGUACACAUUAUGCAACAAUAAAUAAUAAGGCAAGAAAAUUUAAUGCAUUAUGGGAUAUAUACUGCACAUUUACACCUGGGAAUUCUAAGCAUACAGAAAUGAUACAUACUAUGCACAGCAUAAAUACUAUACAGAAACAUUACUAGUAGUAUGCUAUUCCGAACAUAGCCAACGUUUGGUAACUCACACUACGAAUGGUUUACUAGCAGUUUAUCUGCACAUUAAACCAGGAUAGACGAUUUUAAUGAAUAAAAAAUACACACUUCAGCUUAAAGAACUCAUAACGGACUGUUAUCACAGACACAAAACCGUAUGACCAGUGCACCAAACUAAGCUGAAGCUAACCACUAUUAACUUAUUGCACUUCUCACUUUAAAUGUAUACAGCACAUGAGUUUAACUGCCAUUCUUUGAAACUAAGUUAUUCUUUUUACUGUUAAAUAUCAGGCAUAUAGUCAUGAUAUUGUCAUAUGAAUGGCUUUUUAUGUGUAUUUUUGAUGUUAUGUCCUGUAGAUUUCUGGCCUAUUCACACCAAGUCGGCAAGAUUUUAAGAUUAACCUUUUAGUUUUGUAUAUACGGACACAAGAUUGAUUUAUUAAAUUGAUCAAAUGCCGUUUAUUCAGGUAUCCAAACUUUUCAGACAAAACAGUUUUGGUGCAAAAAAAAUGGUUUGCAAAUAUUUUAUACUUUCAUGUAUUUUAGUCACUUUAAACUUGGUGUGAACAGACCCUUUACAAGCACAACUUUUAAGCACAAAAACAUAUUGUAUCUCUUGUUAUUGAUGUAAUAUUAACAACAAAGUUUAUUUAGCAACCUAAUAAACUGCAAGUGUUAGAAUCGGUAACCUGCAAUGAACUGGUGCACAAGAUUAUAUUAAAUAUGUAUAAUAAUCAUAAUUAUUCCCCAUUUGUUUAAAUGAAUUUGAUCAGAAAAUGUUGCUUUAAGUGCAAAUAUAUGGUCUCUUUCUACUGAAAUAUUGUGACAGUCUUUAACUAUUGUACUGUUUAAUGUACUGUAUAUUCACCUGAACUCAAUACAAACAUUGAACAAAA
Messenger RNA from Megalobrama amblycephala (Wuchang bream), 5154 nucleotides. RefSeq names its product CAP-GLY domain containing linker protein 1b (gene clip1b). NCBI's taxonomy places the organism in Eukaryota, Metazoa, Chordata, Actinopteri, Cypriniformes, Xenocyprididae. The coding region runs from base 259 to 3090 and encodes 943 amino acids. Gene Ontology annotation, biological process: cytoplasmic microtubule organization; positive regulation of microtubule polymerization. The transcript has 22 exons. Gene Ontology annotation, cellular component: nucleus; microtubule plus-end; cytoplasm. The record is from RefSeq and is a predicted model, not a curated record. Gene Ontology annotation, molecular function: microtubule plus-end binding.